AUGUUAUCAAUCCCCCACACAAUCCCAUCCCAAACAGCCUUUUUCAAUCCUACCCCUGAUACCCACCAAUCAAGAUUUUCCAAUUUAGCGAGGGUUCCUAUUUCUGGCAUUAAUCGGGCCGCGCGUGCGGUUAAAGCCGUCGCGAAUCAAAGCAGGGGUGAACGCAAAAUUGAUCAUACGCAGAGGCCUCAUAAGCAGCAGAUUCAGAAAAGACCAGCUCAAGUUGUUCCAAUUGGUUUAUGGGACAGAUUCCCUACAGCAAGAACCGUGCAGCAAAUGAUGGAGACGAUGGAGAGAAUAAUGGACGAUCCUUAUGCGUAUAAUAGCCAGAGACUAUCCCAGACUGACGAUGUGGGCUACCGAAGGGGAAGAACUCCAUGGGAGAUCAAAGAAGCCGAAAAUGAAUACAAGAUGAGAUUCGACAUGCCUGGAAUGACCAAAGAGGAUGUUAAAGUUUAUGUCGAGGAGAAAAUGCUGGUCGUGAAGGCGGAGAAGAAGGACGAUGAGGAAGAGAGAAACGGUGAGUGGACAGCUAAGAGUUAUGGGAGGUACAGUACUAGGAUUGCUUUGCCUGAGAAUGUGGAGUUUGGGAAAAUUAAGGCCGAGGUUAAAGAUGGUGUUCUGUACAUCACUGUACCUAAAGCAAGUAGCAAUGCUAAGGUUUUUGAUAUCAAUGUGGAGUGA
This is a messenger RNA of Striga hermonthica, 684 nucleotides long. The record is from the annotation of a GenBank genome assembly. NCBI's taxonomy places the organism in Eukaryota, Viridiplantae, Streptophyta, Magnoliopsida, Lamiales, Orobanchaceae.